AUGUUCAGGUCGACGUGGGACGAUACUCUCGAUGAGCGUGCGGCCAGCUUGCCGACUGGACAGCUUCGGAUUUCGUCGGGAUCGUCAGCUUGCGAUGAGCUGAAGUGCGUCAAGCGAGAGCAAAGAUCGGACGGCGAAGGAGGACAAGGAUGGCUGAAUCUAGGAAAGCUACAUGUGCACUCGCAGCGCAGAGCAUGUCAGGGUCCAAUUCAAGAAGAAACGCUCCCAAGUGUUGGUUUCCUCCGUCUGCGCUCUCGUGACCGCGACCAGUCACACGGACCCCCGGACUCGUCGAUCGGGCUCUUCCGAGAAUUCAAGGUUGACGUGGAAACAUCAAGACAGCCGCACAUCUGCUGCUCAGCUCCUCACCACCAUCCUCAUCACCGCCAUCAUUCUCAGCGCCACAAGUCGUUGUGCAAGAUGGCAUCCUCAACAGAGAUGGAGACGGUCGAGAUCGGCAUCAUCGGCAUGGGCGACAUGGGGCGCCUUUACGCGACAAAGAUGAGAGAGGCAGGCUGGAAGAAGGUCAACGUCUGUGACCGACCCGAGAACUACGACAAGCUUUGCAGAGAGCUUCAAGGAUCAGGGCUCAACGUUCUACGCGACGGUCACCUCGUCUCACGGCGAAGCGACUACAUCAUCUAUUCUGUCGAGGCCGCUUUCAUCGACAAGGUCGUCGAGCAGUAUGGCUCUUCAACCAAGAUUGGUUCCAUUGUUGCAGGCCAGACGUCCGUCAAAGCACCGGAGAAGGCUGCGUUCGAAAAACACCUCCCGCAAGAUACCUACAUCAUCUCGUGCCAUUCCAUGCACGGUCCCAAGAUCGAUCCGACGGGCCAGCCGCUCAUCCUUAUCCAACAUCGCGCGCCCGACGAGAAGAUGCGCUUGGUCGAAAGGAUCAUGGCCUGCUUCAAGUCCAACUUUGUCUACCUCACCUACGAGGAACACGACACGGUCACAGCAAAUACUCAAGCUGUGACUCAUGCCGCCUUCUUGUCAAUGGGCACCGCAUGGUGCUGCUCGAAUCAGUAUCCUUGGGAGUCGGAGCGAUACCCAGGAGGCAUCGAGACGGUCAAGAUCAACAUCUGCUUGCGCAUCUACUCUGCCAAAUGGCACGUCUACGCUGGUCUGGCACUCCUCAAUCCUGCAGCCAAGACACAAGUAACUCAGUUUGCUCAGAGCUGCACCGACCUUUUCAAGCUCAUGGUGGCAGAACGAGAGGACGAAUUGAUGGAGCGCGUCUUUGCUGCGCGCAAGAAAGUGUUUGGAUGGGAAAAGGACGAGGAGAGCAACAGCAUCAUCUCGCGCACAGGCACGAGGGAGGAGCGCAAACCCAUUCUCAUGAGCGACAAGCUGCUCGACCGAUUCCACAUGGCUGCUCGCAAAGCAACCUCAACUUCUGGGCACGCAGAUGCUACCAGCGACGGGGAUGGCGCAAGUGUAACGUUGAGUCAAUCACCGCCCAACUCGCAUCUCUCGCUACUCGCCAUUGUCGACUGUUGGAGCUCGCUCGGCAUCAACCCUUACGAUCAUCUCGACCUCGCCGCGACACCCAUCUUCAGAAUAUGGAUCGGUGUCUGCGAGUAUCUCUUCCGCUCGCCCGAGCGUCUCCGUCAGGCAUGCCACGCCGCAGCAAGGGACCACAGCUUCAGAGCAGACGACACCGAGUUCGUCAUCGCAUCCCGCGGAUGGGCACAGGCAGUGCAAUUUGGCAACUUUGACAGCUAUCAGAGACGUUUUGAAGAGACCAGGGGCUUCUUCGAGCACAGAUUUCAAGAGGCAGGAGCGGUUGGUGCGGAGAUGCUUAAAGUUGUAUUGUCAAACUAG
This is a messenger RNA of Pseudozyma hubeiensis SY62, 1824 nucleotides long. RefSeq names its product prephenate dehydrogenase. The transcript is spliced from 2 exons. The record is from RefSeq and is a predicted model, not a curated record. Bases 1 to 1824 code for a protein of 607 amino acids. NCBI's taxonomy places the organism in Eukaryota, Fungi, Basidiomycota, Ustilaginomycetes, Ustilaginales, Ustilaginaceae. Gene Ontology annotation, biological process: L-tyrosine biosynthetic process. Gene Ontology annotation, molecular function: prephenate dehydrogenase (NADP+) activity; prephenate dehydrogenase (NAD+) activity; NAD+ binding.